Molecule: messenger RNA, 3158 nt
Organism: Megalobrama amblycephala (Wuchang bream)
Lineage: Eukaryota; Metazoa; Chordata; Actinopteri; Cypriniformes; Xenocyprididae
Gene: nxpe3
Product: neurexophilin and PC-esterase domain family, member 3
Exons: 6
Coding region: 914-2659 (581 amino acids)
Source: RefSeq, a predicted model, not a curated record
ACGGUGACGUCGGCGCAUUCAACCAAUCAGAGACAGCCAUAGGAAAGAGGCACUCACUGCACAGCAUUAAUGCUGUCUUCACGUGCUCUCAGAAGGAAUUUUCAGAAAUAUGUGUUUCCUUGAUUUAAAAAAAAUAAAAUAAAAAAAUGCACAUGACAUUUCAUGUCGAAACUUGAAUGCGAUAAGCUCGUAAAUCACGACUUCAGAAGUGGGAAUUAUCAAAUUUCAUGUAAAGGCGGCAUAACAUUAUCAUUUAUAUCUAGAUUGUUUACAUUGAAACUAAAUUAUUUAAUAUUAACGAACAACACAUUGUUUUUGGUCCUUGUCAGUAAAGAAAAAUAAAAAUCCCACCACCAAGAGUUAUUCUGUGAAUUGGCCCAUGCAAAAUUGCGAAACAAAAGGACGGAUUUGGGAUUAAAAUGCAAACUCUGGAAUCCUGAAUGAAUGUUAAACCUGGAGGUUUAAUACUGAGCAGCCUCAGUGACGUGUGCAGCCGACAAAUGCGACCUCCGGAGGUAAAACAACACAAACGUCCUUAGAUGCAACGUGUGUGUGUAUAAACGGAAUCAAAAUGCUAAUUAAUGAUUGCUUAUUAUUUCCUAUUGAAGCGCAAUAUGUAAACACCUUAAAUCGUGACCACUAUCUGUUUCACGUUUUAUUCCUGUAUACAACUGGAGCGGAAACGAUUAUGCGUGAUUGAGUGUUAGCAAACGCAUCUCGACGUGCAGCCACUGCUGGCUGUCCUCUAAUCUGGCCUGCUGUAGUCUGCUUCAGUGACUCGGUUAUUUCGUUCAUUUUUGACUGACUGUUGGUCAUGAUGUUACCGUCGUAAUGGAUAAAAACAAAGCAGUCAACAUCAGCAGCACGCCGGUACUGGUGCAACAGUGCAGGAGCAUGCAAAUAAUGGCCAGCCAUGACCCACUGUAGUGUUGGAUGGAAGGAUGACACAGAGGAAACCAUGGAGAAAUACCUUCCCAGAUAUGUCCCUUUCUUUACUCUGCUGGCACUGUCAGGAUUCCUAUUCCUGCUUUGGAGUAUCACCUCGUUGGAAAGCUGGAACUGUCAGACAGUAUCUACUUUUUAUCAGCUUCAAAACAGCAUCCAGUCAGUCUUGAAGACUUCUGAAUUUUUUCUGCCUGUGGAGUUCAACUACUCAUUCUGCGCCCACCUGGGCCAGGAGCCCUCCGGAGAGGAAGCCAGGGAGGAGAGCUAUCUUCUCAAAUCCAUCGCCUGGCCAGAGCCAUCGAUCCUAGGACUGCCGUUGCGUCAAAGUAGCGAUCCUGCACAGAGCUAUUACAGUAUCCAAGACCCUGGAGAGCUGCAGGUUGGUGGGCAGCUGGUAGUGAAAGUACAGAUGCACAACUUUUUGGGCCAGCCCAAAAAACACGGAGGAGACUUCCUAGUAGCGCGACUUCACACACCAGAGCUGGCGGCAGGCGUGGCUGGGCAGGUACGCGACCACGGCAAUGGAAACUACACUGUAUUUUUCCCGCUGCUAUGGGCAGGUGUUGUGCAGGUGGAGCUGAUCAUGAUUCACUCCAGCGAGGCCGUGAUGGUCCUCAGGCGACUGAGAGAGGAGCAAUCAGACCGGGUGUUCUUCAAGAGCCUCUUCCGCUCAGGGUACCUCUCUGAGACCACUUUGUGUAAUUUGUGCCUGCCGGUCAAACAACAGCCGCUUUGCAACUACACAGACCCACAGACCGGAGAACCCUGGUUCUGUUAUAAGCCCAAGAUGUUGGACUGUGAUACACGGAUCAACCACUCAAAAGGGGGGUAUAAGAAACACCUUCUCACUGUUUAUGAGUCACAGUUCUUCCAAAGUGGAGUAAAUAUCAAAAUCCCAAUACAUCCUGCAGGGGUGGAAAAUGUGACUGUUAUACCUGCUUCUAAAGUACGAACCAAAGGGAUGCACCUUAAAUUCACUCCUUCCGGGUACUACUACCAGGGAUCAUGGAGGCCGUCGAGCGGUGUCGUUAUGCGUCAGUUUAAUGCCUCUUCAGUCAUAACCCAGUGUCUUAGAGGGAAAAUGGUGUACAUGUAUGGAGACUCCACUGUGCGACAGUGGUACGAGUAUCUCAUUGCCCAUGUUCCAGAAUUGAAAGAAUUCAACUUUCAUAGCCCGAAGAAUGUUGGCCCAUACAUGGCUGUCGACAGCAACCACAACAUACUGUUGAGAUACCGCUGCCACGGUCCGCCGAUCCGCUUCACGUCCGUGUCCUCGGCUGAGAUGCACUAUAUCUCAAAUGAGCUAGACGGCUUAAGAGGGGGCUCGGACACGGUGGUCAUGAUUAGUAUCUGGUCACAUUUCAGCACUUUCCCAGUACAGGUGUACAUACGGCGCCUGCGCCACAUUCGCAGGGCGGUGAUCCGACUGCUGAACCGAGAACCAGCUACUUUGAUCCUGAUCCGCACAGCCAAUCUCCAGAAACUGGACCCGGAGUCCAGCUUGUUCAACAGCGAUUGGUUCUCUCAACAGCUUGACGCAGUGCUCCGAGCCAUGUUUAAAGGUCUGAACGUCCAGUUGGUGGACGCUUGGGAGAUGACACUGGCCCACCACCACCCUCAUCAGCUACACCCUCCACCUGACAUUAUAUCAAACAUGGUUAACUUGAUCCUUUCCUACAUCUGCCCAGUAAGGAGAAAGAGAAGGCGGGGCUAAUGGAAGGCUAAACUUCUCAAGCAUUAAGUUAUAUUUUUGGCCUUAGUUCACCCUCACCCUUCAUUCCAAUCCAGUAUGGCUUUAUUUAUUCUGCAGAAAAAGAAAGAAAAACAUACAGGUUUGGAAUGACAUGAAGGUGAGUAAAUAAUAGAAUUCUGAAUGAUCUCUUUAGGAAAAGAACCAAGCCAUCAACUCAAAGGCUGCAACCAUAUAAAAAUGAAGGAUUCAGUUGUGUAGUCAAUUUGUAAAAACACAUUUAGAGAAAUAAGUUCAGAUAAUUACAGAAGGUAUAUAAGAGUAUUAUGAACUGAGUGCAACAUCUGUUUCUGUGCCUUGGUAAACAGUGAUUGCAUUAACUGGUCAUUAUCCGUCCAUCAAGCUUACAUGUUGGCCGUAUGUGGUCAUGUGAUGUUUGGAAUUUGACAAGUAUGAAAGAGCAUGCAGGCCUGCAAGGGGUGUCCAAUAUCAUGCAGAGAAAUAAAUUAUACUUUGUUGCUUA